Molecule: messenger RNA, 378 nt
Organism: Closterium sp. Naga37s-1
Lineage: Eukaryota; Viridiplantae; Streptophyta; Zygnematophyceae; Desmidiales; Closteriaceae
Source: the annotation of a GenBank genome assembly
AUGAGGCGUUCCAAGCUUUUCUUCGUCCUGCUCGCGCUUUCCCUGCUCGUAUCCCUCGCGCUGGCGCCGCAGUGCCGGGCGAAUGAGAUCGACGCGGAAGUCGACGCGGACGAUGACGUCGAUGAUGCCGCCAUUUCCGCCGACGAAGCGCCUGCUGGUCUCGUAGGCAGGCUGUUCGGCGCGAGCAGGCGGUUCCUGUGGUCGCCGCGCAUGCUGUCGUGCCGGUCUGACUGCGAGGACAAGAACAAGAAGUGCAACACGGAUUACAGCAAGUGCAAGCGCGAGAACAAGGACGACAAGCACGACCACCACAAGUGCACGCACAAGUACGAGAAGUGCAAGAAGAAGAUCAAGAAGUGCCGCCGCAAGUGCGACUAA